AACAUUUCCCCUUAUCCUUGUCACUUUAAACAAAGGGAUGAAGGACCUUGGCAAUACAGAAAGCUGUAAGAGAAGUAUCACUGUAUGACAGUGGAGGAGGUUCAUGCCGUGCAGCUGCACUGCAGGGAGCUUUAGUUCUGUGCUGCGUCCCUAGCAAGGCUGGGACAGCGUUGUGUAUCCUGCUUAUCACGUAAACAUGCUAGAAGCUGGUUGUGGAUUUCCAUAAUGCCGGGGAGGUUCUGUGUACAAAGCUAUGUGCUGCUGCAUCCAUGCAUAUUUUAUAUGGUCAUGUUUUCAAGCCUGGAAUAGCAAGGUAUUUACUUCAGCUAAGUAAGGCGGGAUAUUCGUUAUCAGCUGGUGGUGUGUCAGACGACCCUAGGGCAGCUGAGCGCUUGACACAAGAGAGUCCUAUUGGAGACAGAGCUUCUUCUUGAACAGCCCCCCUAGUGCUUUUAUUUGGAUUUAGCAGCAGAGCAGCACAGCACCUGUAGAAAUGCAUAUUUUAUUGGUGUAAAUAUGGACAUUCCCAGGACGGUCAUGUGGACAGUGAGUACAAGGGAAUCCCCUUAGAUCAGCUGUCAGAGGCCUGGUCUUAUCUGUCAUACAACAAGGUGGAGAACUCCCGGGAAUACAAACAUUUCAAGAAAAGAAGAGGACAUCACAGGGGUAAACAAAUAUUCUAUAUUUUAAUGGUUGGCUCCUUCAGCUCCCAGGGAUGAAACUGAAGAAGCAGGUGACUGUGUGUGGUGCGGCCAUAUUUUGUGUGGCUGUCUUCUCCCUUUAUCUCAUGCUGGACAAAGUGCAACACGACCCUCCCAGAAGGCAAAGCGGUGUCAACUUUCCCAGGAGCCAGAUUUCUGUCCUGCAGAAUCGGAUUGAGCAGCUUGAACAGCUCUUGGAGGAAAACCACGAGAUCAUCAGCCACAUCAAAGACUCUGUGCUCGAGCUGACAGCCAAUGCUGAUGGGCAGCCUGUGCUACUCCCGUAUCACAUCCCUAAUGGAAGCUGGGUCAUGCCACCUGAUCCUAGGCCCAGCUUUUACUCCAUCUCACCACAAGAUUGCCAGUUUGCAGUGGGUAGCAAGGUGCAGAAGACAGAUUUGCAGAUGCUUGACGUGUACACAGAGUUGCCUUUUGAUAAUCUUGAUGGAGGAGUUUGGAAGCAAGGCUUUGACAUUACCUAUGAUCCCAAGGAAUGGGAGAAUGAACCCCUGCAGGUUUUGGUAGUUCCUCAUUCACACAAUGAUCCUGGAUGGAUAAAAACCUUUGAUAAAUAUUACUAUGAUCAGACACAACACAUCCUGAACAACAUGGUAGUGAAACUUCAAGAAGAUCCACGUAGAAAGUUCAUAUGGUCAGAAAUCUCCUUUUUCUCCAAAUGGUGGGACAAUAUCAAUUCUCAGAAGCGGGCUGCUGUGCGCAGGUUAGUUGCAAAUGGUCAGCUGGAAAUGACAACAGGCGGAUGGGUGAUGCCAGACGAAGCCAACACUCAUUACUUUGCAGUGAUUGACCAGAUGAUUGAAGGUCAUCAGUGGCUGAAGAAAAAUAUCGGUGUCAUUCCGAGGUCGGGUUGGGCUGUUGACCCUUUUGGACACAGUUCCACCAUGCCUUAUCUACUGAAACUCUCCAACAUAACAAGCAUGCUGAUUCAGAGAGUGCACUAUUCCAUCAAGAAGCACUUUUCUGCUACACAAAGCCUGGAGUUCAUGUGGAGACAGACGUGGGAUUCAGACUCCAGUACAGAUAUUUUCUGCCACAUGAUGCCUUUUUACAGCUAUGAUGUGCCCCAUACAUGUGGUCCAGACCCCAAGAUCUGCUGCCAAUUUGAUUUUAGGCGUCUCCCUGGUGGAAGAAUCAAUUGUCCAUGGAAAGUGCCCCCAAGAGCUAUUACUGACUUUAACGUAGCCGAGAGGGCAAAUCUAUUGUUAGAUCAGUAUCGCAAGAAAUCUAAAUUAUACCGCAGUAAGGUGGUCCUCGUUCCCUUAGGCGAUGACUUCCGUUAUGACAAAGUACAAGAAUGGGACGCGCAAUUCCUCAACUACCAAAAACUCUUUGAUUACAUGAAUUCUCACCCAGAACUGCAUGUUCAGGCUCGCUUUGGAACACUAUCAGAUUACUUUGACACGCUGUACAAAACCAUGGGCGUUACUCCUGGUACAAAGCCUCCUGACUUUCCGGUGCUCAGUGGAGAUUUCUUCUCCUAUGCUGACCGAGAAGAUCACUACUGGACAGGAUACUACACAUCCCGUCCCUUUUACAAAAGUAUGGACAGGGUGCUGGAGUCUCACAUCAGAGGAGCAGAAAUUCUCUACAGCUUGGCAAUUAAUCAUGCUCGAAGGGCUGGAAUGGAAACCAAAUAUCCUCUCUCUGAUUAUGCUUUGUUGACUGAUGCCAGACGCAACCUUGGAUUGUUUCAGCACCACGAUGCCAUUACUGGCACAUCAAAAGAAGCUGUUGCCAUUGACUACGGUGUACGGUUACUCCACUCGCUGAUGAACUUGAAACGCAUCUUAAUUAAUGCAGCUCACUACCUCGUUCUGGCAGACAAGGAGAAAUAUCACUAUGAUCACUCUGUGCCAUUCUUCAGCACGGAUGACAGCCGUUUAACCCAGGAAUCUCUGCCAGAGAAAACGGUCAUUAAGCUGGGUACAACUCCAAGGUAUGUGGUAGUAUUUAAUCCAGUAGAACAGAACCGUUUGUGUGUAAUUUCUCUCUUGGUGAACACUCCCCAUGUCCGCGUACUCACAGAAGAUGGGCAACCAAUGGCAAUCCAACUCAACCCACUGUGGCAGUCUUCUACUGAUAUGAACACUGAUGUUUACCAGGUGUCCUUUACAUCCAGAUUGCCAUCGCUUGGACUCAGUAUCUUCCAGCUCUACACGUCUUUUGAUGGUCAUGCCAUACUAAAAUCCAAAGUACGGGUAUAUCUACAUGGAAGGGGACUGGCUGUAAAAAAGCAAGAUGCCUUUCCUGUUAAGAUCUUGGACUCUAGCACAGAUGAUUUUUAUCUUGAGAAUCAAUACAUGCAAGUGUGGUUCUCUGGUGUGACCGGUCUCUUGAAGAGUAUCAAACGAGCAGGGGAGGAGCAUGAAGAAAAAAUUAACAUGGAAUUUCUCAUUUAUGGAACAAGAACAUCCAAGGACAAAAGUGGAGCAUAUCUUUUCCUUCCCGAUGGCGAUGCAAAGCUAUACACUCCUAAAGACCCACCUGUGGUACGUGUAACCGAAGGACCCUUUUUCUCUGAGGUAACCUGUUACUACCAGCAUGUACAGCAGACAAUGAGACUCUACAAUUUACCAGGAACUGAAGGUCUAUCUUUGGAUAUCAGCUCAUUGGUAGAUAUUCGUGACCACGUCAACAAGGAGAUAGCCAUGCGGCUUAGCACAGACAUCUUGAGUGGAGACACCUUCUAUACGGAUCUAAAUGGCUUUCAGAUUCAGCCCAGACGGUUUUUCAGAAAGCUGCCACUACAAGCAAAUUUUUACCCAAUGCCACUCAUGGCGUACAUCCAGGAUGAGCAGAGCAGAUUAACCCUGCAUACUGCACAGGCUUUAGGAGUCUCUAGCCUUAACAGCGGUCAGCUGGAGGUUAUUCUCGACAGACGCUUAAUGCAAGAUGAUAACCGCGGCCUUGGUCAGGGGUUGAAAGAUACUAAACGCAUCUGUAGUAGGUUUCGCAUCUUACUAGAAAGGAGGUCAGAAGGAAAUAAGGGAAUCCAGCCAUUUAGCUUCCCUUCUCUUCUCAGCCAUAUGACGUCAAUGCAUUUGAACCAUGAGUUGUUGGUAAUGCCAGUUACUAAUGACAAAGGAGGUGACCUAGCACUGAAAUCCUUUCUGCCCCUUUCUGCCACUCUCCCGUGUGACUUCCACAUUCUCAAUGUGAGGACUCUACAGGCAGAGGAUGAUGGAAUUCCUUCGCUGGACACAGCACUGAUUUUACACCGCAAAGGCUUUGAUUGCGGGCUGGAGGCCAAAAAUCUAGGAUUCAAUUGCACCACAAGCCAAGGAAAGCUGUCUCUUGGAGGACUGUUUACAGGACUUGAGGUUGGCCUACUGCAGCCCACAUCAUUGACUUUGAUGUACUCCCUAGCCUCACCGUCCAACAUCAGCAACCCAGAGGUCAGCCUAGAGCCAAUGGAAAUUUCCACGUACCGUUUGCGCUUCAGCUAGCCCCCAGCAAAGGAAAUGAAAACCUCAGAGCACAAUACUAAUAGACCGGAAGACUGGCAGUUCCAUAAAUUAGUAAAGCUUAGGCGUCUAUAUGGGAACUUUCCAGCACUAGGAAAGCCAAAAGAAGAACAAAGGAUACUCAAGGUUCUACUGCUGCCUAUAAGGUUCUACUGCUGCCUACAAGGUUCUACUAGAGAUUCAAGGUCAUUCACCAGGCAAAGGUUUAAACGUACUGGCGGCAUUAUCAUAUAAAGAACUCAAGAGACCAACGUUGAUUAUUGCUUUAGAAAACAACUGGUUUAUUUGUUGUCUUUUUAAACAACCUGAUCCAUGCUGCAGUUUCACAUGAGUCAUCUUAACAGUUUGAACUUUUACAAUGAAUCCCCAAGGGCUAUAAAAUAUUACUAAUAUGAUGACAUUGUGAUUUUAUGAAGCCACCGGGGAAUUUACUUUUUGUUUGUUUUUGUACAACUUUUGAGGAAUGAAAAUCCCAUAAGGCCACAAUAUCAGUAUUGUAGCAGAUUUUAUUUGUAAUUAAUGACUGUGAUUCUUUACUAUACCCUCAUUAGAGGACUAUGGGAGAAUUAUGCUGGCUAUAAUUUAUUAAAUCUGAGUCUAGGUAUGUUAUGCAGUGUACAUACUUGUUUUUUUUUUCUUUGCCUAUAAAAUAGUAUUUGCAAUUAUAGUUGGUAGUCAUUGCCAAUUAAUUUGUUCAAAGCAAUACAAAGUGGUCCAAGCAGCAGUGCUGUAAAAGACUUAGUUGUAACAUUCUGCUAACUGUAUAUGCAGUGUUUAUAUGGUCUGAUCAAAUGCAAAAUUAUAACCUUGUUUUUAUUAUUUUAAAAUGACAAUAAAGUUGCCGCUGCAUCUCACAACAUAUGAGAACACAGCACUCAUCUCAUGUUUAAGUUUAUCAUGUCAAACUUGAGAUAAACAUCUCACAACAGAAAUACAGCAACAUUUAAAUACUCCAGAAAAAGUGUUCUCAGAUCUUUUUAGUUAUAAACGCCCCAACUAUUUUUUAUCAUGCAAAAUACCCUGUGACCUUUAUAUAGUAUAAUUGGAUAAAACAUAUUAAAAUAAAUUUAGUCUUCAGAACUUGUUAUAAAAGUGAAAGUACCUUAGUUAAAUAAAAAGUAAAGAUAUUUUCAGUA
Molecule: messenger RNA, 5322 nt
Organism: Bombina bombina (fire-bellied toad)
Lineage: Eukaryota; Metazoa; Chordata; Amphibia; Anura; Bombinatoridae
Gene: MAN2A2
Product: mannosidase alpha class 2A member 2
Exons: 23
Coding region: 716-4168 (1150 amino acids)
Biological process (GO): mannose metabolic process; protein deglycosylation; N-glycan processing
Cellular component (GO): Golgi membrane
Molecular function (GO): carbohydrate binding; alpha-mannosidase activity
Source: RefSeq, a predicted model, not a curated record